Molecule: messenger RNA, 1794 nt
Organism: Rotaria sordida
Lineage: Eukaryota; Metazoa; Rotifera; Eurotatoria; Philodinida; Philodinidae
Source: the annotation of a GenBank genome assembly
AUGAGAAUGUUUAGAUUUUUUGCUCUUUUAUAUCUUUCCUCUCUGAUAGGCACUAUUGAUAUUAUAAAUUUUAUUCCAUUUGGUAUUGAAUAUAAUGAUAAAAUCUUUGAACAAGAACUUAACAAUAUAACUGAUCCAAUAUUAAUCUCUAUUCGAUAUUCUUUCUUUAAUCAAUAUUAUGAUCAAAUUCGUAUUUCCUGUCAUGGUUUAAUUAUAUUAAGAAAUAAUAGUUGUUUAUCGUCGCUUAAAGCACCCAAUCAAUUUUCUCUUCAAGAUUUGGUAUAUGUCACAACGUAUUGGAUUGAUACAAAUAUCACAGACGAUUCAAUUAGUAAGAUUUUUUAUCGUGAAAUAUUACUUAAGAACAAACCUAAUACUCUUUCGCAAAUAAGUGAAACUCUACGUAAUGGAUUUUUUAAAUUAGCUGCUCAACGAAUGUUCUGGGCGUUUGUUAUCACAUGGUAUCAAGUACGUAAUAGUAAAAAUUGUACAGAUCAAAAUACUUAUCAAGCAAUGUUAACUACGAAUGGAUUUUAUUCAUUUAUUUUAUUUACCUAUCAUCAAUUACAAUGGUUAGAGAAUUCAUCAUGUAUUCAUUUACAAAUUAGAUUUAAUACUGAUGAUAACAUUAAAUAUUAUAAAUUAAAAAAAUCUUUUUCACCUGCAGUAAUAAGUUUUGUUAAUGAUUCAAAUAUUGGUAUACCGGAUCAAUUUGUUUUUCAUAUAUCAGGAAAUUUUAGUGAUAUACAAUGUAUAACAUCUACUAGUUUACAAAUUUCUCCAUUUCGAGACUCAAUUUAUAGUAGAUAUGAAUUUCAAUUGCAUGAUAUUAAAAUAAAAAUCGAACUAUAUGAUCGAGAAGAUAAAAUUUUGAUUGAUUCUACUGAAUUUCUUGCUCAUGUAUCAGAAGAUCAUGGUGAAUUAAUAUUAAGUAAUUAUGGUAAUCUCACUCAUCAAAUAGUUGAUCCUAAUAAUAAUGAAUUAAUUCUUCAACUUCAAUCGAAUGUUAUUACAUGUAAAUAUCUUUUUGAGAUUGUUAUAUAUGAUUAUAUCGGACAAUUAUCAUCUGAUAAUAAAAUUCUUUAUAAUCAUACUCAACAUCGUAUUGAUCUAGGAUUAGAUUAUUUUAAUUUAUCUUCUAUUGGUAAUAAUAUGAUUUGUCCUGUAAAAACAGAUCCGAAUGAUCAUGUUCAUGCAUUACAAAUUUCAUUUAAAAUGAAAAAAAUUCGUCAAUGGUUUCAUUCGGCUCUUUUAAUAGGUACUAAAAUCUUUACAGCUGCAACAUCAUUAUAUGCUGCUUAUUGUCCAGCUUGGUUAUUGAUGCAAGGUGAUCCAAAUCAAUAUAUUAAACAAAUUCCAGUUUGUCCUUGUCAAGUGCCAUCACAACCAUGGCUUGAAGAAUUUAUGGGUUUUCGAAUUGAUGAAGGAUGUGAUGGUCGAAAACCUAUUAAAGAAACAUGUCAUUAUCAUAGAAAAGCUAGAAGUUGUUAUCGAAAAAAAUCGGAUAGAAGUUGGUCUGGUGCUCAAUGUUGUUAUGAUGAGCAAGGUAAAUUUAUCGAACAUGGAAAAGAAGGUGCUGGAACACUUGAUGUUAUUUCACCAGAUGGAAACGGUUGGUUUGAAAAACGUUUAGGUAUGUUUGGUCAUUUAUUUUCUGAUUUUCUAUCGUAUUGGUCAUGUUGUCGAAAUUCUUUAACGAGCGAAGCAAUGUGCAAAGCUUAUUAUCAUUAUCGUCCUGCAGGACGAUGUGAAAACAUGACAUCAGAAUUAAUUGAAAUGCAUAGAAAUCCUUAG